AUGUCUGUCCCCACUUUAGGCUACUAUAAGGUGCGAGCAUUUGCUCAGCCAUCCCGACUGCUACUGAAAUACACGGGAACUUCAUUUACGGACAAGUAUUACGAGUUUGGGUCCACUCCGGAGACCUUACGUGAUCACUGGUAUAAAGAGAAGUUUACAUUAGGAUUGGACUUCCCUAACGUUCCCUAUUAUAUCGAUGCGAACGUAAAGCUCACCCAAAGUAUCGCUAUUUUGCGAUAUUUGGGUCGAAAACACGGUUUGGUGGCCAGGGAUGAGACCGGACUCGUACGCCAGGAUCUCGUCGAACAGCAACUCUUUGACUACAGGACAGGGUUUCUGCAAACUGUGUUCAAUAAAGAGGGCUUUGAAGAAAACAAAAAGAAAUUUAUUGCCGAAACACUUCCUCAAUGGUUGGAUCAGUUGUCGAAGUUCUUGGGCAGUGAUCAGUGGCUCACCGGAAAGACACUGACUUAUGUCGACUUCUUGGGCUACGAAGUCCUCGAUUGGUUCCGACUGUUCAGUCCGGAGACCAUCAAGAAGUACCACAAUUUGGUUCAAUAUUUGGAUCGAUUUGAAAAUUUGCCACAAAUUAAGGCUUAUAUGAAGUCCAAUGAGUUUAUAAGCUACUUUAAGGUGCGAGCAUUUGCACAGACAUCACGACUGAUACUGAAAUACACAGGAACUCCUUAUACGGACAAGUAUUACGAGUUUGGCAAAGAUUUGGCAACAUUUAAGGACAGUUGGUAUAAAGAGAAGUUCACAUUAGGACUGGACUUUCCUAACGUUCCCUAUUAUAUCGAUGCGAACGUAAAGCUCACCCAAAGUAUCGCUAUUUUGCGAUAUUUGGGUCGAAAACACGGUUUGGUGGCCAGGGAUGAGACCGGACUCGUGCGACAGGAUCUCAUUGAACAGCAAUUCUUGGACUAUAGGACAGGAUUGACGGAAAUAGUGCACAAUAAAGACAACUUCGAGUCAACGAAAGCUAAAUAUAUCGCCGAAACGCUUCCCCAACAGUUGGAUCAAUUGUCAAAGUUCUUGGGCAGUCAUCAGUGGUUUGUCAGACAGACACUAACAUACGUCGACUUCUUGGCCUAUGAGACACUCGAUUGGAUCCGAGUGUUGAGUGCGGAGACCCUUAAGAAGUACCACAAUUUGUGGUCCAUCGGUCACACAAUUGACGCGCAAAUCGCUUACUAUCCGAACGUCACGAGCGAUCACUAUGACUGCGGACUCGCGAGGGAUUCGCACGCAAUGAACGACCGGUGCUUCCGAUGGCACUCCAGUAGUGGUGACCCAAUAUUGAGCCAUAUAUUUAUGGGACGGCCGGCAGAAGUGGGGGAAAUGCCGUGGAUUUGCUAUAUAAGGAUCGCUAGAGUCAAAGAAGUUAAAGUCAUAAAUAACGGCCUCACGAUUAUACUGAAGCAACUGAGCCAUCGGGACCACUAUACCAUCACGUGUCCGGGCGACUCCGGGAGUCCAUUGGCUCAGUACGUGAAUGGCCGGGCGGUCAUGAUAGGCGUGCUAUCGCACGGUACAAAUAUAUGCGCCCCCUAUGAUUACCCU
Messenger RNA from Oppiella nova, 1563 nucleotides. The record is from the annotation of a GenBank genome assembly. NCBI's taxonomy places the organism in Eukaryota, Metazoa, Arthropoda, Arachnida, Sarcoptiformes, Oppiidae.